AACUUCAGCUCGCAUCAACAUGACAGCUGCGAAAUUGAUAUUUGUUACUGCUUUGGUGGUUGUUAUGGCAGCCAGCUGCUCGGCUGGUUUCCUUGACUAUAUUUUCCCCACCAUCAUGACGGAAUAUUACAACCAGGUGCCCACUAAGGAGGGUUACCGCUUUGACUUGAAGGAUCCUAAUGGCAGUUCCCGCGAGGAAAUUGGUGUUAUUAUGAAUCCGGGCACACCCGAGGAGCAGCUCGUUGUGAUGGGUACCUACACCAGCUACGAUGAGAAAACUGAUACGGACACUAUUACCAUGUAUACUGCCGAUAAGGAUGGUUACAAGACUCGCUAUCAGAUCAAGAAUCGCAAAUUGAGCCCCGGCGCACUGAAAUCUGCCGCAGGCUAAGAAAUGUUUAGAAUAUUUAG
This is a messenger RNA of Drosophila novamexicana, 411 nucleotides long. Its product is annotated as endocuticle structural glycoprotein SgAbd-9-like. The record is from RefSeq and is a predicted model, not a curated record. Bases 20 to 391 code for a protein of 123 amino acids. Lineage: Eukaryota; Metazoa; Arthropoda; Insecta; Diptera; Drosophilidae. The transcript is spliced from 3 exons.